Messenger RNA from Heterocephalus glaber (naked mole-rat), 930 nucleotides. It is a transcript of the gene Or10v1, whose product is annotated as olfactory receptor family 10 subfamily V member 1. The record is from RefSeq and is a predicted model, not a curated record. NCBI's taxonomy places the organism in Eukaryota, Metazoa, Chordata, Mammalia, Rodentia, Bathyergidae. Gene Ontology annotation, biological process: G protein-coupled receptor signaling pathway. Gene Ontology annotation, cellular component: membrane. Gene Ontology annotation, molecular function: G protein-coupled receptor activity; olfactory receptor activity.
AUGGAGGCAGUAAAUGCAACUGCAGAGGUACAAUUCUUCUUUCGUCCAUUCUCACCUGACCCUGAGGUGCAGAAGGCCAUCUUUGUGCCCUUCUUGCUGAUGUACCUGACCAGCCUUAGCGGCAAUGCCACGGUUGCUGUCGUUGUCCAGACCAGCCCUUCCCUCCACGUCCCCAUGUACUUCUUCCUAGCCAACUUGGCAGUUCUGGAAAUCUUCUACACAUCUUCCAUCGCACCUCUAGCCCUGGCAAACCUUCUCUCGAUGGGAAAAACUCCUGUUUCCCUCGCAGGCUGUGGAACCCAAAUGUUUUUCUUCGUCUUCUUGGGAGGAGCAGAUUGUGUCCUGCUGGCAGUCAUGGCGUAUGAUCGGUUGGUCGCCAUCUGCCAGCCACUGAGAUACACUCUCAUCAUGCACUGGUCCUUGUGUGUGGAGCUGAUGGCAGGGUGCCUGGUGCUCGGGUUCCUGCUGUCGCUGCCACUGACCAUUUUAAUCUUCCACCUCCCCUUCUGCCACAACAAUGAGAUCUACCACUUCUACUGCGACAUGCCUGCAGUCAUGCGCUUGGCUUGUGCGGACACACGUGUGCAUAUGAUGGCCCUGUAUGUCAUCAGCUUCAUCGCCCUGAGCAUCCCUCUCCUGCUGAUCUGCAUCUCCUAUGGCUUCAUCAUGGCAGCCAUUGUGCAGAUGCGCUCGGCCGAAGGGCGCCACCGCGCCUGCUCCACCUGCUCUGCCCACCUCUCAGUGGUCCUCCUGCAGUACGGCUGCACCAGCUUUAUCUACUUGUCCCCCCGUUCCAGCUACUCUCCUGAGAUGGGUCGGCUUGUGUCCGUGGUCUACACUUUUAUCACCCCCGUUUUAAACCCCUUGAUCUACAGUAUGAGGAACAAGGAACUGAAAGAGGCCCUAAAGAAAGCACUGAGAAAGUUCUAG